Cordyceps fumosorosea ARSEF 2679 is the source of this 2535-nucleotide messenger RNA. RefSeq names its product elongation factor 2. Gene Ontology annotation, cellular component: cytosol; ribonucleoprotein complex. Bases 1 to 2535 code for a protein of 844 amino acids. The transcript has 3 exons. Gene Ontology annotation, molecular function: translation elongation factor activity; GTPase activity; ribosome binding. Lineage: Eukaryota; Fungi; Ascomycota; Sordariomycetes; Hypocreales; Cordycipitaceae. Gene Ontology annotation, biological process: translational elongation. The record is from RefSeq and is a predicted model, not a curated record.
AUGGUUAAUUUCACCGUCGACGAGGUCCGGGCCCUCAUGGACAAGCCCUCCAACGUCCGUAACAUGUCCGUCAUUGCCCACGUCGAUCACGGCAAGUCUACCCUUACCGAUUCCCUUCUCGCCAAGGCCGGUAUCAUCUCCACCGCUAAGGCUGGUGAUGCCCGUGCCACCGACACCCGUGCCGACGAGCAGGAGCGUGGUAUUACCAUCAAGUCCACUGCCAUCUCCCUGUACGGUCAUCUCGAAGACCCCGAGGACAUUAAGGACAUUGUUGGCCAGAAGACUGACGGUCAGGAUUUCCUGAUCAACCUCAUUGACUCCCCCGGUCACGUUGAUUUCUCUUCUGAAGUCACUGCUGCCCUCCGUGUCACUGACGGUGCUCUCGUCGUCGUCGACACCGUCGAGGGUGUCUGCGUCCAGACCGAGACUGUCCUGCGUCAGGCUCUUGGUGAGCGUAUUAAGCCCGUUGUUGUCAUCAACAAGGUCGACCGCGCUCUUCUUGAGCUUCAGGUCUCCAAGGAGGAUCUCUACCAGACCUUCUCUCGUACCAUCGAGUCCGUCAACGUCGUCAUCUCCACCUACUUCGACAAGUCUCUCGGUGACGUCCAAGUCUACCCCUACAAGGGUACCGUUGCUUUCGGUUCCGGUCUGCACGGCUGGGCCUUCACCGUCCGUCAGUUCGCUGUCCGCUACGCCAAGAAGUUCGGUGUCGACAAGAACAAGAUGAUGGAGCGUCUCUGGGGCGACAACUACUUCAACCCCCACACCAAGAAGUGGACCAAGAACGGCACCCACGAGGGCAAGCCUCUUGAGCGUGCUUUCAACCAGUUCAUUCUGGACCCCAUCUUCAAGAUCUUCCACGCUGUCAUGAACUUCAAGACCGAUGAGAUUAACACUCUCCUCGAGAAGCUUCAGCUCAAGCUCAGCCCCGACGAUCGCGCCAAGGACGGCAAGCAGCUCCUCAAGGCUGUUCUCCGUACUUUCCUCCCCGCUGCCGACUGUCUUCUGGAGAUGAUGAUCCUCCACCUUCCCUCUCCCAUCACUGCUCAGAAGUACCGUGCUGAGACUCUUUACGAGGGUCCCAUGGAGGACGAGGCCGCCAUCGGUAUCCGUGACUGCGACCCCAAGGGUCCUCUCAUGCUCUACGUCUCCAAGAUGGUCCCCACCUCUGAUAAGGGCCGUUUCUACGCCUUCGGUCGUGUCUUCUCCGGUACCGUCCGUUCCGGCCUCAAGGUCCGCAUCCAGGGCCCCAACUACACCCCUGGCAAGAAGGACGAUCUCUUCAUCAAGGCUAUCCAGCGUACCGUUCUCAUGAUGGGUGGCAAGGUCGAGCCCAUUGAUGACAUGCCUGCCGGUAACAUUGUCGGUCUGGUCGGUGUUGAUCAGUUCCUUCUCAAGUCCGGUACCAUCACCACCUCCGAGACUGCCCACAACAUGCGCGUCAUGAAGUUCUCCGUCUCCCCCGUCGUCCAGCGUUCCGUCAAGGUCAAGAACGGCCAGGAUCUCCCCAAGCUUGUCGAAGGUCUCAAGCGUCUUUCCAAGUCUGAUCCUUGCGUUCUGACCAUGACCAACGAGUCUGGUGAGCACGUCGUCGCCGGUGCCGGUGAGCUGCAUCUCGAGAUUUGCUUGAAGGAUCUCGAGGAGGACCACGCUGGUGUUCCCCUCAUCAUUUCCGACCCCGUCGUCCAGUACCGUGAGACCGUCGCUGGCAAGUCUAGCAUGACUGCUCUGUCCAAGUCUCCCAACAAGCACAACCGUAUCUACAUGACUGCGGAGCCCAUUGACGAGGAGCUCUCCCUCGCCAUCGAGUCCGGCAAGGUCGCUCCCCGUGACGAUUUCAAGGCCCGUGCCCGUGUCCUUGCUGACGACUUCGGCUGGGAUAUCACCGAUGGUCAGAAGAUUUGGUGCUUCGGUCCCGACGGCAACGGUGCCAACUUGCUUGUUGACCAGACCCGUGCUGUCCAGUACCUCAACGAAAUCAAGGACUCUGUCGUGUCCGGUUUCCAGUGGGCUUCCCGUGAGGGUCCCAUUGCUGAGGAGCCCAUGCGCUCUAUCCGCUUCAACAUCCUCGAUGUUACCCUGCACGCUGAUGCCAUUCACCGUGGUGCCGGUCAGAUCAUGCCCACUACCCGCCGUGUCCUCUACGCCUCGGCCCUUCUUGCUGAGCCCGCUCUUCUCGAGCCUGUCUACCUUGUCGAGAUUCAGGUUCCCGAGCAGGCCAUGGGUGGUGUCUAUGGUGUCCUGACCCGCCGUCGUGGUCACGUCUUCAACGAGGAGCAGCGCCCUGGUACCCCUCUGUUCAACAUCAAGGCCUACCUCCCCAUUCUGGAGUCCUUCGGUUUCAACGCCGAUCUGCGCCAGGCUACCUCUGGCCAGGCCUUCCCUCAGUCCGUCUUCGAUCACUGGCAGGUGCUGCCCGGUGGCUCUCCCCUCGAUGCCGGCUCCAAGGUUGGAGCGCUUGUCACUGAGACCCGUAAGCGCAAGGGUAUCAAGAUUGAGAUUCCCGGCUACGAGAACUACUAUGACAAGCUGUAA